CCGGAUUUGGAGGGCUCAGAAUGUCUCAACUUCAGCACGGACAUCUUUGGCAACUACAACUUCUCCGAGAAUGACAUGCCGCCACUACCGGCCUUGGAGACCGGCCACGUGAUUAAGAUCGUCUUCUACGCCGCAGUCUUCAUCGGCUCUCUGGUGGGAAAUGUCGGCGUCAUCGUCAUUGUCGCCACAUCUCGACGCAUGCGCAGUGCGAUCACUGCCUAUCUUGUCAACCUAGCCGUCGCCGACAUCAGCAUACUUCUACUCUGCAUGUGGGUUCAUCUGGUUCAAGAUAUAUCCAGACACCGGCAUUACCCACUUGGCGCCUUUUGGUGUCGCUUCAACGGUUUCGCGCAGAUGACCGCGCUGACGGCCUCCGUGCUGACGCUGACCGCUAUCGCCUGCGACCGAUUCGUGGCGGUCAUGUUCCCACUGCGGGCUCGUCGCUCCCAGACCGGUCGACGAGUCGGUAUCAUCAUCGCCGGUAUCUGGGUGGUGUCCAUGGCUGCCGCCCUGCCGCUGCUGAUACACAGACAUCUGCUGGAGAUACAGUGGAAGAACGCGAUUGAAUAUUCUUGCCAGGACAAUUGGCCCACCACGUACGAAUAUAACGAAGAGGCUGGCGGAUGUCUGCUGACCCAGAAAUAUAAGCACAUGUAUCAGACCCUGGUGGCCGUGGCUCUGUUCUUCGCUCCGAUUGCAGUCAUGGGCGGCGCCUACACGCUGAUUGUCUGGCGUUUGUGGCUGUCGCCCUUUCCCAGUCAAGGAAUGGAGUCUCAGAUACACCAGAGCAAUGGAUCAAAAAAGAGGGUGGUGAAGAUGGUGGUGCUGGUGAUGGUGGUGUUUGUGGUCUGCUGGCUGCCGCUGCAGGUCAUCAGCCUGUACUCCAUGUUUGCCAUCGAUACGGGCCACAGCGCGCCGCCCUCUUGGUUCGAGAGCGUCCACUUCUUGGCGUACUUCAUGGCCUACAGCAACUCGCUAUGGAACCCGAUCCUGUACGGCGGCUUCAACGCCAGCUUCCGCCAGGGAUUCGUCAGACUGUUCCUGUGCCGACGGCCGUCCUUCAGCCGUGGCUUUAGCCGGUCACGUGAUAAGAAUGGGUACACGGCUGCUCUCGUGCACCUGAUGCCUCACCAUGGAACCAGUUCUCGGCGUACGCAAAUGACAACCGUACGAUGAGAGAUGAAUCUCACAUGGCGAGAACUGAAUCUCACACGAUGAAAACUGUCUCACACACUGUGAGAACAGGGUCUCACGCGGUGAGAAACUGUGAGAGAUGGACUUCGUUAAAGUCGCCGUGCUCCGAAGAUGCCAUUAGUCCCGGGAAGUGGAGCAGCAACUGCCCAGACUUCUACCAACUUCCGCGCCAGCUCCAGGAAAUGAAAGAAGUGGGGCUCAACCUCGGACACCACGUGAUGUGAGCGCGCCACGUGAGGGAUAAUUGCCACGCUAUGUCUGGUCACCACGUGAUGUGAUCUUACCACAUAAUGUCCGGUUACCACGUGAUAUGGAAUCGUCACGUGUCGCCAGGUUUCCAUGUGACGCUACAAUCGCUACAACAAAUCAGUCUGGAAUCUGAGUGAGCUCAUUAAUAG
Messenger RNA from Amphibalanus amphitrite, 1592 nucleotides. RefSeq names its product substance-P receptor-like. The transcript is spliced from 8 exons. Gene Ontology annotation, cellular component: plasma membrane. Gene Ontology annotation, biological process: G protein-coupled receptor signaling pathway. NCBI's taxonomy places the organism in Eukaryota, Metazoa, Arthropoda, Thecostraca, Balanomorpha, Balanidae. The coding region runs from base 76 to 1176 and encodes 366 amino acids. The record is from RefSeq and is a predicted model, not a curated record. Gene Ontology annotation, molecular function: G protein-coupled receptor activity.